GGCAGGCUCCCCGCCCGGCCGCGUGGCUCUCAGCGCUCCCCGGGGCCGCGGCGGGAAAGGGGCGGAGCGCGCGGGAGGGAGGGGGGAGCCCCGCCCCCUGCCAACGGCCGGCGGCGGGCAGCGAGCGGCCGCGGCGCCAGCACCAGCACCAGGUUGAUAAUGCUCGUAAGCCAGAGGUGAAAGUGUCUCAGCAGAGCAACACUGGGAAAUCUGGCAGACUGGAAGAGAACAGCUGCCCCCCAGGGCAGCUGCCACGUGUGAAGCAUGGAGGAAAGUAAGAACGAGAAGGUGAACCAGGCUCAUGUUCUCUUCGACAGAUUUGUCCAGGCUUCAACAUGCAAGGGGACUCUCAAGGCUUUCCAGGAGCUCUGUGACUACCUAGAACUAAAGCCCAAGGACUAUCGUUCUUUCUAUCACAAACUCAAGUCCAAGCUAAAUUACUGGAAAGCCAAAGCCUUGUGGGCCAAAUUGGAUAAGAGGGGCAGCCAUAAGGACUAUAAGAAGGGGAAAGCAUGCGCCAACACAAAGUGUCUGAUAAUUGGGGCUGGACCUUGUGGCCUUCGCACAGCCAUCGACCUGUCAUUCCUGGGAGCCAAGGUGGUGGUGAUAGAGAAGAGGGACGCCUUUUCCCGCAAUAACGUCCUGCACUUGUGGCCGUUCACCAUACAUGACUUGAGGGGACUUGGCGCCAAGAAGUUUUAUGGCAAAUUCUGUGCAGGAUCCAUAGACCAUAUCAGUAUCCGUCAACUCCAGCUUAUCCUUUUGAAGGUUGCCUUGAUCUUGGGAAUAGAGAUCCAUGUCAAUGUGGAAUUUCAGGGGCUUGUUUACCCUCCAGAGGAUCAGGAAAAUGAAAGAAUAGGUUGGCGUGCAUUGGUCCAUCCAAAAACCCAUCCAGUGUCGGAGUAUGAAUUUGAAGUAAUCAUUGGAGGGGAUGGCAGGAGGAACACCUUAGAAGGGUUUCGCCGAAAAGAAUUCCGUGGUAAACUAGCGAUUGCUAUCACAGCAAACUUCAUCAAUCGCAACACCACAGCUGAAGCCAAAGUAGAAGAGAUCAGUGGUGUGGCGUUCAUAUUCAACCAGAAAUUCUUCCAGGAUCUACGAGAAGCCACAGGUAUUGACUUGGAGAACAUUGUCUACUAUAAAGAUGAUACACACUACUUUGUCAUGACUGCCAAAAAACAGAGCCUACUGGAUAAGGGUGUAAUACGGCAUGAUUAUGCUGAUACGGAGUUACUACUCUCUCGGGAGAACGUGGACCAGGAGGCUUUGCUAAACUAUGCCAGAGAAGCAGCUGACUUUUCCACUAAUCAGCAACUGCCUUCACUAGACUUUGCCAUCAAUCACUACGGGCAGCCAGAUGUGGCAAUGUUUGACUUCACGUGCAUGUAUGCAUCAGAGAAUGCAGCUCUGGUGCGAGAGCAGAAUGGCCACCAGCUACUUGUGGCACUGGUUGGGGACAGUCUCUUAGAGCCAUUUUGGCCAAUGGGAACUGGAAUAGCCAGAGGAUUUUUGGCUGCAAUGGACUCUGCUUGGAUGGUACGAAGUUGGUCACUUGGAGCAAGUCCUUUGGAAGUUCUUGCAGAGAGGGAAAGCAUCUAUAGGCUACUGCCUCAGACCACCCCUGAGAAUGUGAGUAAAAACUUCAGCCAUUAUAGCAUUGAUCCAGCCACCCGGUAUCCCAAUAUCAAUGUCAACUUCUUGCGGCCACAGCAGGUACGCCACUUGUAUAAUACAGGAGACUUGAAAGACAUUCACCUGGAAAUAGAGAACUUUGUGAACUCCAGGACACCAAAGCUGACUCGGAAUGAGUCUGUAGCUCGCUCUAGCAAAUUGCUCAAUUGGUGCCAGAGGCAGACAGAUGGGUAUGCUGGUGUAAAUGUUACAGAUCUCACGAUGUCAUGGAAAAGUGGCUUAGCUUUGUGUGCCAUUAUCCACAGAUACCGUCCAGAUUUAAUAGACUUUGAUUCUUUGGAUGAACACAAUGUGGAGAAGAAUAACCAGCUAGCUUUUGACAUUGCUGAAAAAGAGUUUGGAAUAUCUCCCAUUAUGACUGGAAAGGAAAUGGCAUCUGUUGGUGAACCAGAUAAACUGUCAAUGGUGAUGUACCUCACACAGUUCUAUGAGAUGUUCAAAGACACCAUCCCCUCUAGUGAUAGUGUGGACCUGAAUGCAGAAGAAAAAGCUGCCCUAAUUGCCAGUACCAAAUCUCCUAUCUCUUUUCUCAGUAAACUGGGACAAAGCAUCUCUCGGAAACGCACUCCAAAGGACAAAAAAGAAAAGGAACUGGAUGGUGCAGGAAAGAGGAGGAAAACCAGCCAAUCUGAGGAUGAGGAUGUCCCUCGAAGCUACAGAGAAGAAAGACCUACAUUGGUGAGUGCCCUGACGGAGAGGAGAAUUGAUGCUGCCAUUGGGAAUCAGAACAAAGUCAAGUCCAUGGCAACCCAGCUACUGGCCAAGUUUGAGGAGAAUGCACCAGUGCAGUCCUCAACGUUACGAAGACAGCAACCUGUCCUGCCUUAUCAAGAACGUGUUCACAACCAACCAUCCAGCAGACGAGAGCAGGGCCGUCUAGCUCCCAUCCCCCAGUGGAAACAGAUGAGGAGUAAGGAACGUUGUCGGACCUGCCCCAAAAAAGUGAUCAUGCUCUCUUCCACUGCACCUUCCUCUCCAACGUAUCCCAGGCAGCAGAGAAUCAGGGAACCUGGUGCUGACUAUCUUGGGGAGCAGAGUCCCAGACAAGGAAGGAGAUCUCCUCGUUUUUUUUCUGAUGACCAAGUGCCUGAGAAUGUUGAACAAAGGGCAUGUCAGCUGGCUGCCCUCCUGGAGUCCAGGCCUGCCGUGAGGCAUCAGCCUGAGACUGAACCGUCUCGUCGAUUCUUUGUUGACCAGUGGGAGCUCUCCCUUAGCCUCCGUUCUUCUAAUCGCCCUUCUUCACCUUCAUCUGACUCUCUUCGACAGAAGUACAUAAAGAUGUACACAGGCGGCGUGAGCUCGUUAGCUGAGCAGAUAGCCAAUCAGCUUCAAAGGAAAGAGCAACCCAAAACCCUUCUAGACAAGAAGGAACUGGGCUCACUCAAAAAGGAGUUCCCCCAAAACCUGGGAGGUAGCGAUGUCUGUUACUUCUGCCACAAGCGAGUCUACGUGAUGGAGAGGCUGAGUGCUGAAGGCAAGUUCUUCCACCGCAGUUGCUUCAAGUGUGAAUACUGUGCCACCACUCUGCGAUUGUCGUCUUACGCCUAUGAUAUUGAAGAUGGUAAAUUCUACUGUAAGCCUCACUACUGUUACCGACUCUCCGGGUAUGCUCAAAGGAAGAGGCCAGCAGUGUCAGGAAAGGACACCAAAGGACCUCUGCAGGACGCUAUGGCAAGUGAUGGAAGUGGACGGGCAAAUUCCAUCUCCGCCUCAGCAGAGAGGGCCCCAGGUUCUAAUGUAAAUGGGCUGGAAGAGCCCAGCCUCGCUAAGCGGUUGCGUGGCACGCCCGAGCGAAUUGAGCUGGAGAAUUACCGACUGUCGCUGCAGCGGGAAGAAGAACUGGAAGAGGUUCCUGAAGAGACGCUAGCAGAGCAUAACCUCAGCAGUGUGUUGGACAAAGGAACAGAAGAGGAUGUGCCCAGCAGUAGUUCAGAGUCUGAAAUGGAGGAAGAAGAUGAAGAUGAAGAUGAACUGCUGCUGCCUCAGCAACCCCCUUCAGAUUUGGGUGGUGUGCCAUGGAAAGAGGCUGUGCGCAUCCAUGCCCUCCUGAAGGGAAAGAGUGAAGAAGAGAUUGAGGCUGAGGAGAAUCAUGAGAUUGAGUACAAAGAAGAAGAAGAGGAGGAGGAGGAGGAGGACGACGAGGAGUAUGAGGAGGAGGAAGAGGAAGAGGGGGAGUAUUGCCCUUGGGAGAGAGAGCUGCAGCAAGGUCUCUGGCUUCAACGUCUCUCAAAUGAAGAGGACACGGGUACAUUUAAAGCUGGAAACCUUAGGCUGCAGCAGAUUGUAAACCCGGUUGAUCCUCUGGAGAUCCUGGCAGAUGUGCACUGGACACACAUCCGUGAAAAAGAGGAGGAGGAAAAAAUGGUGCCAACCUCAAAGUCCUCUACCUCCAGAGCAUCCGACCUUCCCUCCGUACGCCAUGAGGCGGUACAGGCGUGGCUGGAGACGGUCCCUGGAGCUCCAUGUGAGGAUAAUGAUGUGGAGGAUGAGCUGGGCACAGAGCCUGCAGACACAGAAGGACAGGCGGGUGAAGAGGGAGACACGGGUGCAGAGCUGGAUGACGAUGACAUCCCAUCUGAUGCAGAAGCCGAGUUCCGCUUACAUCAAGGUGACACAGAACAGCCAGGACUGAAAGUCUCCGAAGAUGAAGAAGAUGAAGAAGGAGCAGAAGGUACUUCUUGCAGUGCAACAGAAGAUCCAUGCAAGCCACCCAUCCCUAUCCAGUCAGCUAGUGACAACGUUCUUCCUCUGUCUCCAGCAGAUAGUCCCAAAGCAAAACAAGUAGAGAAUGUAACAGAUCCCCUGGCUGCGGUAUCCUGUGCAAUAAAAUCUCCAGAGGCACGCUUCUUUCCUGAGCCUUUCCUUCUUGAGGAAGGACCAAAAGAUGAAACUCCCAAAGACAGGAAAGCUAAAAGCCCUUUGGUGCCACUCUCUCCAGUGUUAUCGCAGCCAGCUGCAUCACCAGAUGCCAUUGCACCUACAUCUCCAGCAGAAUCUCAACCAGCAGCACCAACACAAACUUCAUCCCCAACAUCUUCUCAAACACCUAUCUGUUCCCAGCCUUUGCCUUCUUCUGAAACCUCUAUUCCAUCCCCAGCAGAACCUCCAGUGUGUUUCCAGCCUGUCCCAGCCUUAACAUCUACUCCUCUAGCCAAACUGGUUCUUAGGAGUCAGGAUAGUGAAGUGGAAAAACUGGGGAGCCCUACUACUGCAGAAGAAGCUCUGAAACGUAGUAACCUCGUGGAAGAGUUCUGGAUGAAGAGUGCUGAAAUCCGGAGAAGCUUAGGACUCACCCCAGUAGACAGAAACAAACGCUCAGAGUCAAACUUUGCUGUACCUGCCCUUGAGACAACUCCCCUGAAGGCUUUUAAUAGCGAGAGUGUUUCAGGGGAUGAAAGGAUGCAUCUUGUGAAGCCCCAGCCUGCCCCAAGAAGGCAGGGACUGUCCAAGUUAGAAAAUGAGCAGAUUUCUCUGCUCACUCCAAAAUCUCCAUCAGAAAAAGAACUGAGGAGUUCCAAUGAAGUAAAGAGAGAUGUAUCUAGCAGUUCAGGACUUGGCCUCCAGGAGAGCUCAUCUAACAUGAGAACUUUGGCUAGCCAGAGCUUCAACACUUCUGACUCUACCAUGCUUACUCCUCCAUCAAGUCCACCACCACCACCUCCUCAAAAUGAAGAACCUGCCACUUUGCGUAGAAAGAGGCAUCAAGCACUUUGGCAGAACGAGGCCGAAUCCAAGUCACCUCCAACACCAGCAUCAACACCUCCUGUUGCCCCGCGCCAUGAGCCAACCUCUGCUGUCAAAGAGUCCACCCAGGCCAAAAAAGAUGACGUGAGGAAGUCUUUUGCAGAAAGUGUGGAUGAGAUUCCAUUUGCUGAUGAUGUAGAGGACACAUAUGAUGACAGGACAGAGGACACAAGCCUUAACGAGAAGUUCUAUACACCUCCUACGAGUAGGCCAAGGCCAGAGAAACCACUUGUUUUGCCACUGGUCAAAGAAAAUGGUGGUCUGCCCUCUCUGGAAGGAGGGGUUAACCAAAAGAAGAGAGCAUUGCCUGAAAUUUCUGCAGAGGCCAAGGAGCUUGCUGAAGAAAGAAUGAGAGCCAGAGAGAAGUCUGUCAAGAGCCAAGCACUACGUGAUGCCAUGGCUAAACAGUUAUGUAAGAUGAAAGAUAUGGAGAUGGCUGCAGCUGCUGCUGGGGCCACAAGGUCACGAAAGGCAUCUUCUAUGCCUUUGAAGACCAAAGAGUUGUUUUAUGACUCUCCAAAACAUUUGGCCAUGAAAAUUGCAGAGGGGUCCAUGCUCAAGCAUGAUGCUGCUAGUGAGAAGUUCUCCACUCCUGCUGCUGAUGUGGCUGGACCUGAAGGUUCUGUCACCUCUUCAGAGGGCUCCAGUGGGAAGAGUAAGAAAAGAACUUCUCUUUUCUCCCCUCGUAAGAACAAAAAGGAGAAGAAAUCCAAAAAUGACAGCAGGCUUUCUGACAAAUCUAGUGGUGGGACAGAGGAAACAACAAAAUCUAGGUCUUUAUGGAAAUCUGUUUUCUCUGGGUAUAAGAAAGACAAGAAGAAAAAGGCUGACGACAAAUCCUGCCCAAGUACUCCCUCAAGUAGUGCUACUGUGGAUUCUGGCAAGCACAAAGCUUCUGCAUUGGUUACAGCUGCAGAUUUGCAGCUCCGUCGGCACCUGAGUUUUUCGGAGGACUCUGACCUCUCCAGUGACGAUAUUCUGGAACGCUCCUCACAGAAAUCCAAGCGAGAGUCGAUUUAUGUACCACACGCCUUGGCAUUCAAGAGAUCAUAUUCGUCAAAGAGAGCCUACACAGAAGAAGAACUAAAUGCUAAGCUGACUCGGCGAGUACAGAAGGCUGCUCGUAGACAAGCCAAGCAAGAAGAACUAAAGAGGUUACAUAGAGCUCAGAUCAUCCAGCGGCAGCUUGAACAAGUAGAAGAGAAGCAGAGACAACUGGAGGAGAGAGGGGUUGCUGUGGAGAAAGCCCUUCGGGGAGAAGCAGACUAUUGGGGAGAGUCUUAUUACAGUGACCUCAUCGACUUGCAUCUGGGUGGCAUGGGAAAGAAGGAUGAUCCCAAGCUGAUGCAGGAGUGGUUCAAGCUGGUGCAGGAGAAGAACGCCUUGGUUCGCUACGAGUCCGAACUGAUGAUAUUUGCUCGGGAGCUGGAACUGGAAGACAGGCAGAGUCGAUUACAGCAGGAGCUCCGGGAGAGGAUGGCAGUGGAAGAUCAUCUGAAGACAGACGAGGAGCUCUCAGAGGAGAAGAGGAUCCUGAACGAGAUGCUAGAAGUAGUGGAGCAGAGAGAUUCUCUCGUGGCUCUCCUCGAGGAGCAACGGCUUCGAGAAAAAGAGGAAGACAAGGACCUGGAGGCAGUCAUGCUCUCCAAAGGUUUUAGCUUGAACUGGUCCUGAGCUUGACACAUUUACCUCUGCUGGUCUGCGUUGUCCGGUUGGCCUACCCUGAGUUCGCCAGAAUUACGUGGAUAGGAAGAUGCUGAAGGGGAAAUCUCCAAAGGGUCUGCCAGCAUGCAGUGAUUCGGUUUGAAGCACUCAGAAGCCUUUUGAUAAGUGUGUUGGUUCCAGAAGCUUAAGUUUUACAUGUCUGCAAGCCAAGCUGAAGAUAAUGAGUUGAGUUUGUGGAGUCUCCUCGAGGGUCCUGUACGAUGGGCCUCUUUUUUUUUGUGUGUGUGGUAGGAGGGAGAGGAAUAAUCCAUGUGUGGGGAAGGAGGUUAAGGGAAGAAGUGCCCUUAACUAAUCUGGAUUUAUGGCAGUCUAUUCCUUUCCCAUUUUUACUACACCAAUUCUAAUAAAAGGGAGGGAAGUGGCAACCCUCUCUGGAAAACCACAGCAGCCUGUAGCAGCCUGUAUGGUGGAGUCAACUAUCCAGAAGAGCUCCAGAAGCCCAGGGCAGUACCUUCUUUGCUUUAGUCUUCCUCCCCACCAAAGAAACCUGCAGUUGGCCACGAUGCAUGGAUAUGAAGAAAUUGGAGACAGAGAAGACACUACUAGCAUUUGUGAUGGAACUCUGUCUCCUGGUUUUUAAAGAGAUUUGGGCAUCAGAGGACUCCCUCCCUAUCAUAGUCUCCUAAACCUUUAUUGUUGGGGAAGAAAGGGGAGAAGAAGAGAGAGGGAAGAUGCCCUUCUGCUUUGCUACACACUGGAGAGACAGCUACUGCUGGCCUUAGUCUUCGUGGCCACGGCUCAGAGGCUGUUGGGCUUCUUUGUUCUGUUUUUGUUGCGACUGUUUUGACACUGGAAAAUACGGACUGUGGGACAGUGGUAACUGUGUGCUGGGGCAGGGGUGUUACCAAGCAGCAUUCCCUGGCUGUUAGGCCCCGAAAGGGAGAAGCCCUUAAGUGACUGAAACCACCAUUAAGACUUUUCAGUGUUUUUAUUUUUUUCCUCUGUAUUUUGUUUUUGCACAUUGGAAACGAAGCUUAAGUCCUGCCUGGGCCCUCAGUCACUUUGACCCUUUUAUGUCGAUUAACUUAUUUUUUUAAUACUUGAAAGAAGAUUCAUUUUUGUAUCUUUUAGGAAAAAAAAAAUGGACGAGUGAUGGGUGUGUGUGCCUGCUGCAUCCUACAACUUCCACUUCUAAAUUACUGGACGUUGUUACCUGUGGCUAUUUAUUAGUGUUCUUAUUAAUAAUUUUAAUGUUACACAUAUUUGAGUGUGGAGGGAGUGUUUUAACUCUGUUAGAGGAAGACACUACUGUGGAUUGUUCCCGGCUUCACGGCAAGGGCAGCCUUUGUGGACCCCAUGGAUGUACCCUGCCCUAGCAGAUUUCCUUUAUGACAAAAUCCUGCGCACUCAUGGAGUUGUAAGAAUCUAUUUUGUGCUCCUAGCAUACUUUUCAUCUGCAUCCCAGAAUCCUUCUGUUGGACUAAUAAACCUAUAAUUUAUUUAAAUUUUUAUAAUGAGAAAGCCAAAAACGUGAGGUAGAAAUAUCCCAUAGAUCUCUUUCUCGCUGAAAGAUGGGACCCUCACACUCUUGAGAUACAGCUAGAGGGACUUCCAUGAAAACACAAAUAGCACAUUUCCUGCUGCAGCUGUUGGAAGAAGCUCCUCUUGGCUCAGCUAGUGAAGCUGCUGCUUUUAAGCCAUGAGGGUACUCAUUGUAACCAUAUAUUAAGUAACGAGCAGGACAUGCACUGAGCAGUUCAGUACCAUCCACUGUUUUACAGCUUCUCAGAGCACACUAAUCCUUAACUUGUUGCACAGAGCUGAAAUAGCACUGUGUGUUGGGUCUGUGUCCCAUCCUUAACGUGAUACGUUAAGAGGUUCUUUGUGUUUUGAGGUUGGUUUUUUUUUGGGUUUUUUUUUUUUGGUUUGUUUUCCCUUAAGUUGUUGCCUAUCCCAUUUUCUUUAAAAAAAAAAAAAAAAAGUACUAAGCCUGCUCACCAGUGUCUUUGCAGAAGUGUCCCAUGUCCCAUUCCCAAGCACUAUUCACACAGCAUGCUGGCUCUUUCAGCUUAGAUAUACGCUGUUUUUGCAAGAUACCCCAGCAGGGCUGAACAUCCUUUAAUCUUUUGUCCCGGGAUAGAAAUUAUCAAGGUUUCUUGCUGUUGACUCUCUACUUUCUUCAGAGAGGUCUUCUGUAAGCCAGCGUCUACAACCGGAAUUCACCUCUGACUCAUGAGCAUAUCUCAGGCUGAGCAAGAAUGGGUUGGACUGCCUCCAGGGUCUCUGAGCAGGGCUGGCCGUUAGCUGUGGAAAUGUAUUUUAUCACCUCAAGAGUUUCCCCUUUGCCCCCUCUACUGUUUUCUGCUAAGGCAUUGCAAAUGAAACCCAAAUGCUCGUGAAACAAAGCAGACAGGCAGCUGCACUGCUAAGGUUAACGAGGCUGUGCUAGGAUGCGGUGCCUGCUCUACCGGCACCGUGGGACAAACCUCUUCAGGAGUGCUGGCCUGCCUGCGGGAUGGCCAGCAAACAGGUGUGUCCCUCCGUCAGUGCAGGGGCCAGCAGCAGAAGCCACAUUGGUAACGAGAGUUUACAGUCUGCUUUUGGGGGGCCAGUGGAAACUGGAGAGGGAAGAGAGGGAAACGAGGUAGUUUACAACAAACUGUCUUGCACAGAGAAGUGGCCUCAGUCCAUUUUAUAGUGCACUAUGUGUAAGGACCACAUCUAACUUUUAACAAAAGAUCACUGAAUGUGAGCUGUAGAACAGAAAGAAAUCCUAAAGGAGAAAUACCAGAUUACUGCUUUUCCCUUUCAUGCUAGAGGACACUGACUAGAUUUUUGCAGUGCCUAAGAGUGGUAUCACUUGAGGGUGUAACGCCCUCCUGCAGGGGAAGACCACCUUUUCUGAAACUGAACUCUUUAGGUCAUGCUAAAGUCCUCCAGCACUGAGAAUAAAAAUGAAAGCCUAACGUUGCACACACAAAUUAAUUGAAAAUACAUGAAAGGGAAUCUUCAAAGGCCUUUUUAUAUCAAAUGGUUGUAAAAGGCACAACUUGUAUUUGCUGUUCAGUUGCACUUUAAGAAUAUAACUUGCAUAUCAGAUACUGGGUUUUUUACUAUCUGAAUAUUUUUAAUUCAAAUUUUAUAUUUGUAAAGCUGAGGAAGGCUCUUGUGACCACAAGAUUCCUUAUUUGUAUCAGAAUCCAAGUCAGAUGUUCGAGCUCCUCGUGCUGUCCCUGCGGGCAGCAGCACGUGUCUCAGCCGCGUGCACGCAGUGCCGUGCCUCCGUGCUGUGUCUGAGGGAAGAGGAGAGGCCCUCGGCUUCGAGCAGGGGUCCCGGGCCAUACCAGGGGCUGGGCGCUUCCUCCAGAGCUGAGCUCGGAACCUAACCUGGGUUUGGUUUUAAAUGGGCACGCUGAGGAGGGGGCAAGCACUUCAGUCCCCUAAGGGGAAGCAAAGGGAUAAAGGGAGGGGAUGCCUCCUGGAAACACGCGGGAGGCAAAUGAGGAUGGGGGAGUGAGGACUGCCAAAACAACCAAUCUGCUGUUUUCACAGUAUGUUUUAAUUUUUAACCGUUCUGUUCCUUUUAUCAUCUUUUCAUUAAAACUCACAAAUGGCUGUAAAAUCCUGAGCUUCAGAGAACUAUGCAUGGGGAGAUGACAAGUUAUCUUUCAGCUCCAACUUUCAGUUAACCAAAACCCCAUGGUCUCGCUAGGGCAUGUUAUGAACCACAUUGCUGAACAUAUUUUAGAGCAAACUGCAAGUUUUACAAGUCCGUCUUACUCUCUAUCUGUCUCUGCAUUUUAUGUAAAUAUUUGUUUGUAUGUACAGACACCAGUGGGCCCUUGGGUUACCCCUGCGGUCAAGAACCUGAGUUUUGUGCAAAGCCUAGGCCUCUGUUAGAACAACACAGUGCUUGCAUAGACCUAGUCGCCACGUUUGUGUGCACUCUGGUGGUUUUUAAUAUUUUUAUACAUCCUAAUCUUGAACAUUAUGAAGUAUUAUAAGUGUUCUAGACUGCAUGAUCUAGAGCAGCCAGCAGUUCCAUUUUUUUAGCAGCUGUUCCUAAAAUGUUCACAGCUACACCUUGUUUGGUUAACAUUCUUUCAAAAUGAGUUUUCAAUUAAAUGUUUACACCAAGCACCACUGGAUGAGAAAGGUGUUGCGUUAUAAAAUCUGUGUACAAAAUGAAAAGCCACUGUAUGGCUGUAUGGGAGUCUAAAUCAUCACUGUCUGCAAUAAAGAGAACUCUUAAAGCGUACUAUAAAACCAGCCUGUAUAUAGUUGACAGAGAGAGAUUGCUUGCUCUUGACUAUUGCAAAAUAGCCGAGAUUAGAAGCUUUCCAAAAGCCUCCACUUUUGAAUUGCUCCAGAGCACUGCUGUAGGCAGGGUAAUGGGCAGACGAGGAUGUCACUGACAGUAGAUGUGAAGGGGAGGGUGCCAAGUUGUGAUGGCAUUGCAGUAAUUUAAAUACUCUCUGUAUCUGUGCGUGCAUGCGUGUGUGUGUGUGUGUAAAGUCUAUUCCAGGUGAAGGGAUCUGCUUUGGCAUCUUCCCUUUUGAAUGAAAGUAAACUCUGAUAUUCAGAUUGGUCAAGGCUUUUAUGGUUGGCAUUUAUGGAGUGUUAACAGAAAAGCGUAUACCCUACCUGUAAAAAAACAACAACAAAAAAUGAAAAACCAACAAAAAAAAAAAAAUCCCUCUCUGUUCCAGCCUGUUUUCUCCUGUUUGGUUGUGUUUCAUCAUUUGUUUUUAUGCACACUUGCUUCAUUGGUGUUGAGAUUUUAGCACCUCAGAUGGCCAACUGAACUAAAAAAAAAAUAAAGUCAUUAAUUAUUUUUUC
This is a messenger RNA of Anas platyrhynchos (mallard), 11940 nucleotides long. Lineage: Eukaryota; Metazoa; Chordata; Aves; Anseriformes; Anatidae. The record is from RefSeq and is a predicted model, not a curated record.